Staurois parvus is the source of this 412-nucleotide messenger RNA. NCBI's taxonomy places the organism in Eukaryota, Metazoa, Chordata, Amphibia, Anura, Ranidae. The record is from the annotation of a GenBank genome assembly.
UGUACAUACACACACACAUACACACAGAAACAUGUACACACACGCACAGAGACACAUGCACACACACACAUACAGACACAUAUAUACACACAGACACCUGUACAGAUACACACAUGUACACACACACACAACACCCCCCCCCCAUAAAAAGUUGCAGUACGUCCUUGUUCACUCACAGAUCUGGGUACUGCACUCUAGGGGGAGGCAGAGAGCACAGCACACACACUCCUUGCUUUGCUUUCACUGCGAUCAGCUAUUGCGCAGUCUGACGGCUCCCAGUGCCAAUGACAGAUCCGGCCUGAGCUCCGAGCCCGCUCAGCAAGACAGCCCUGGGGGACACACUUGCCCCCACCAUAAUUUCUACUCGCCAUUGGCGUGCAGGCGAGUGGAAAUUUCAAGUCCUGGUGUAGGC